UUUCUAACUUGUAUAAAUUUGUAUAGUUUCCCCCCGGCUGUGGACUGCUUCGGACAAGCACACCAACGCAUUGUUCCGGAGAAUCCAAGUGAAAAGUCCAUUGUUGUUGCGAAGUUUCUAAUCUGGGGAUUUAAAGAACAUCACAUGCUCGGCUGGGGGAGUGGGUGCUCGCGCACAACACGCAAAUAACACUCUAAUUCCAUGAUCGGACUCUCAAUCACAGGUUUCUUACUAUUUCAAAACAUUUUUCUACACUUAAAACUACAUUUUAUGUUAGAUUGAAGCCUUUGGAAAAGAGGAUCGCAAGAAGGAUCCGGAGGAUAAAGUGGAUUCCCACCGCGAUAACUUUUUCCAAGACAAGUGCGUCGACGUCAGUCCGUGAUUUAUUACCCAAAUAUGACGGUUUACAGCCAGCGGUCUUUGAUGGUCCUUGCUUUAUUAGGGAUCCUAUCAGGGAUUAUGUCUCUGCUAUCGGUCAAUCUGAUUUUCCAUUUACAAACACAACAGAUUGCUGUGAAGGAAUCUCCCCCCACCAUCUCCAUCGUGCCAACUAAUGUUUGGGCAGUGCUGAUGCCAGUGUCUACAGUGCUUUCUGCUCUGUCUCUCACGCUCAAUUUGAGCUCUGUCGUGGUCUGCCUUCUGCACAGCUACUUUACAACCGAGAUAUGCAGAGAAGAUGAUACGGAAAGAGCAGACUGGUUCCUAUUGGAUAGCCGAGCUGUCCGACAUGUGACCAUCGGACUAUUUUGCCUUGGUGUUUCAGUAUACUUUGCAGCUAUGUCCAUCUACAUGCUGCUGGUGUUUGAGGUAGAGACAGGCAUCGCCAGCGCAUGCGUACUGGCCUCGGGCAUCCUGAUUCUGCUGAUGAUCGUGAUUCACUCCCUGGUCAAAGCCGCCCGUACCGCCCAACACUACCGCGGUGGGGAACACACUGACACUCUGUACCAGAACCAGCACGGUGGGAGCACCCCUGCCGCCCGGCAAGGCAAGCUCCAAGACGGGGAAAAACCCAGGAGGCACCGAAACAACUCCCAACUCCACCGGCAUUUGUCCUACCCUCCUCCCUGCACCGACCCUAAGCAGCAUCACCAGCACUCCCCAUCCCACAGCCCUCAGAGCCACAGCAGUGACAAGGAGGGCUACAGUAGUGGUGGGAGUGGUUCUAGAAUGCACAGGACCCUGUCAACAGAGUUGCUGCAGUCUCCAUCUAAGCCCUGGAAUGGCAUUAACAAUGAGAUGCGGAGCGUGCUGGCCCGCAAGUCAGGAGCCUCCUGUAAAGACUCUACUCUGGUGUGACCUGACCUGCAAAGUCUUAGCAGUUCGUACAUUCCUACCUAACAAUCAAACGUUCCGAAGAACAGUAUGGAUAGAAAAUAGCUGAAGCUAUUUAAAAGCUCUGAGCUAUCCCUUCAUUUUCCAAGCACCAUUAAAACUAUUACUGUACAUUUCAAUACAGACAUACAGUGAAACUGUCAUUUUAAUACACCUUUCCUAACAUCUCGUUCCCUUAUUGCCUUAGUAUUGACUUUUUACACAGAAACCAUCAUUAUUAAACCCUCUCUAGAAUGUUUACUUACUGGUAUUCCAAUGGAAAAUGUUAGUAACUUAUAGCUAAUGCUAUAGUUGCUACGUGAUUAUACAAUUUAACGAGUGGCAGAGAAAUGCUUUAUAUUUUCAAGUGUUUGGUAUGUGGUCUUUGAAAUAUAUUGCCAAAACUGUUUAGUCUGCAUACUGUAAAACAAACAUAUUUCAUAACUUUGAAUAAAGGCGUGAGUAUGUUGUUACAAAACACUCUGUGGUAAAAAAUAAAGUGGAACAGUUUAAGUAAACCAGUAUUAGCACAUUCGGGUUCAUUCUAGUGCACUUACUUGAAAGUCAAGAGAGUGCCUAGAAGUCCUUGAGGCCAAGUAUAGCUUUGAGUGUGAUGCGUGAGGAACGACUAACCUUGGACAGUGUCUUCCAGAGGUCAGGAGGAAGUGGAUGGGGGAUGUGGUGGAGUGGCAGGGGGAAUGGGAGAGGGGGUCGCUUCAUGUGCGCUGCAUGCAUGUGCCAAUGGAGGGAAAUAAUUAAGAAAACAGAACAGAGACAAAAAUGGCAAAUAAAAUAAUGCAAAGAAAGGAGGAUGAUGAUUGCAAAGGAAAAUAACUACAAACAAGAAAUGGUGGCCCACGUCUAUGAAAAAGUUACCUUGGCUUUCACUCAAAAGGAGUUUAUAAGCCUCAUCAACUCCACCCUUGAGCAGGGAGAUUGUGUUUUUUCUCCUCAGCAGUGAUGAGUGGGUUGUGGGCAAUCAGACAAAUGAAGGAUACAGUGUUGUUACGGUGUCAAGGACACAGUGUUAUUAUGGUUUCCCAGAGCCAAAGUGAGAGGAAUUGGAUGUUUACUGCCUCUUACCUACGCCCCUGGGAGGUGCUGAUCUGUUCCUUCAUGCUGAUGGCUUGACGAAGGAGGCCAUCGAUGCUUUUGAAGUACAGGCUGCUGUUUGUCAUGCUUUUCACUGCACUGGAAAUAAAAAUGUGUUAACAAAUACAACAUUGAAUUGCCAAUCAAUGUUUUCAAUAUAAUUAAAAUCCUAAAAAGUAGACUUUAGACCAUGACUCCAAUUCCAUCGCAUUACAUUGGGUCAUUGGACCUUUAGCCUUGUGAGGGAAAUGUCCUGGCACUGCCCGAUGCACCUGGCUGUGUUGAGUAACACUUACCUAAUAAAUCUGACUUUUAUACCAAUUCUUGGUAUACAGUCUGAAAGAAAGCACUGCAAAAUCGUAGAGAGUUUCAUGACAAGCCAGAAUGUUGAAUAAAUGACAUUUGAACUUA
Messenger RNA from Salvelinus fontinalis (brook trout), 2814 nucleotides. RefSeq names its product transmembrane protein 221-like. Lineage: Eukaryota; Metazoa; Chordata; Actinopteri; Salmoniformes; Salmonidae. The record is from RefSeq and is a predicted model, not a curated record. The transcript is spliced from 3 exons. The coding region runs from base 397 to 1296 and encodes 299 amino acids.